Bufo gargarizans (Asiatic toad) is the source of this 5021-nucleotide messenger RNA. RefSeq names its product suppressor of cytokine signaling 4 (gene SOCS4). NCBI's taxonomy places the organism in Eukaryota, Metazoa, Chordata, Amphibia, Anura, Bufonidae. The coding region runs from base 497 to 1780 and encodes 427 amino acids. The transcript has 3 exons. Gene Ontology annotation, cellular component: phosphatidylinositol 3-kinase complex. Gene Ontology annotation, biological process: phosphatidylinositol phosphate biosynthetic process; intracellular signal transduction. The record is from RefSeq and is a predicted model, not a curated record. Gene Ontology annotation, molecular function: 1-phosphatidylinositol-3-kinase regulator activity.
UAUCUAUCUAUCAUCUACUUCUGUGUAAUAACCUGAUAAUAUUUGACAAGAUGAAAAACAAACAAUAAAACAAAUACUGUAAGCAGAGAAGAAGUUACUGCAAAAACUGAGCAAGUCAAGGGUUAAUAAAGAAGUAGCAGCGGGCGCAGUGCAUGCUGGGAGUGGUGGGCUGCCUGAGUCUGGGUAAUGUAGUUGUGUGUAUAGGAAAUGGCUGCUUGUGCUGGGAGCUGUGGCGGCUUCUCCCUGUCUGGCAGCAAAGAUAUCCUUUCCUUUGUUCUUGUGGCCACAUAGCAGCAGCCUGGAUCCAGAGCUGGGGCCCGGAUACAAGAGCUCUGCAUGCCUGGACAUAUCGACAUAGCUGGUAUCACGGGUCCAGACCCACCGCCCAUCUCACCCGCCGCAUCCGUGUGUCCUGUAAAUAACCAGCACUGGACCCUAAAUAUCCUGUCGAAAUCCAGGAAAGGAGUGAACCUCCCCAGCAUCCAGAGGGUUAAUCAUGGCUGAAAACAUCGAGGAGAAGCUCGGCGAUCUCGACGUCAGGCCAAAAAGCAGUCGAAGUCGCAGCGCGGACCGGAAAGACGGAUAUGUUUGGAGCGGGAAGAAGCUUUCCUGGUCUAAUAAAAGCGGCCACUUGGCCGAUGGAGGCGCGGCGCGUGCUGCGGACAAGGCGGAGGGAUCUGCAAGGAGCCAGGAGAGAAAGCACAGCAGCUCCUCUAUAGAACUGGAUCUGGACCGCUCCUGCGGACAUAAGCUCUUGGGUCGGUCUUUGAAGCAGAAGCUGCAGGAUGCCGUGGGUCAGUGCUUCCCCAUAAAGACCUGCAGCAGCCGCCACCAAUCGGUAUUGUCUUCCAAAAGGAAAAUUCAUAUCAGCGAACUGAUGCUGGACAAGUGCCCCUUCCCCCCCAAAUCAGACCUGGCUUACAGGUGGCAUUUUAUUAAAAGGCACACUGCCCCCGUAAGCCAGCCGCACACCCAGUACGUGGUUAAAGACGCCCCUAAGGUGGACCCUCUAGCCAUGGCCGAAGGGGAGGAGGACACGUUAUCAGAGCGACACGUCCUGUCUUGUGAAGUAAACAUGGGGGCGGUAGAAUCGGUCACCACCAAAGCCUUGAGGGGCGCCAAGGAGGACAGCGACGUUGACUCGGACGACGAAGUCCUGACGCUCUGCACUAGUUCUCGUAAGCGGAAUAAACCCAAAUGGGAGCCGGAUGAUGAGGUGUUUCUGUCCGCCACCCCUCCGAAAUAUCACACCCAGAUAGAUUACGUCCAUUGCCUGGUUCCAGACCUGUUCCAGAUCAAUAACAACCCGUGCUACUGGGGAGUGAUGGAUCGGUAUGCGGCGGAGGCCCUAUUAGAUGGGAAGCCGGAAGGGACAUUUUUACUGCGGGACUCCGCACAGGAAGACUACUUGUUUUCUGUAAGUUUCAGGCGUUACAGCCGCUCCCUGCACGCCCGCAUCGAGCAGUGGAAUCACAACUUUAGCUUUGACGCCCAUGACCCGUGUGUGUUCCACGCCCCCGACAUCACGGGGUUGUUGGAGCACUACAAGGACCCCAGCUCCUGUAUGUUCUUCGAGCCCCUUCUCUCCAGCCCUUUGCACCGGACAUUCCCCUUUUCCCUCCAGCACACCUGCAGAACCGUCAUCUGCGGCGCCACAAACUACGACGGCAUCGACGCCCUGCCGGUCCCUUCUUCCAUGAAACUUUACCUGAAGGAAUAUCAUUACAAAUCCAAAGUGCGGGUCCGCCGCAUCGACAUACCGGGACGCCACCAUAAGUGAUAAACCAGACGUAUUAAUAGUGAUUUUUUUUUUUUAUGGUAUUUCACCGAAGAAAGUUUGUGACCCCCUGCGUUGGCACCUGCACAUUUUCAGUGUAUUUCAGUGAUGAGGUUCAUCUAUGUGCAAUUAGCUUCCAAGGGCUCAUUCACACGACCACGCUCGGUCUGGGAAACGUGGCUUGUGUGUCGGCCGCAUCCACCGGACCGACGGCAGCCCUUCUGUCCCGACAUGAUGAUUUGAGUACAGUACAAUAGCCCCGUGAUCAUAUAGGAACUCAGUCUGUCACUAUGAUGCAAUCAGUUCAUGUCAGAGGAGCUGCCACCAGUCCAGAAGAUGCGUCCGACACACGGGCCACGUUUCCCGGACCGAGCACGGUCGUGUGCAUGAGUCCUAAGAGAGGUUUAAGCUCCGCUCCAAAACUCCUGCUUAGCCCUAGUGCUAUAUAUAAUUCUAACACUAGAGGGAGCUUACUGCAUACAUUUAUGCAUUGAAUUCUAUAAUAAAGCAGUAUGCACUAAGCUCCUGCACUCCCCCUAGUGGCGGCUGCAGGCAAACAAUAUUCUUUACUUUGUCUUUGCAGGGGAUUUUUAGCUGUAAGGCGGCGCUCCAGCUGCUGUAAAACUACAAUUCCCAGCAUCCAAACAUGUUCAGCUGUUCAUUUAACUCCCGUAGAAGGGGAUGGAGCACUCUGGGAGUUGUAGUUUCGGGACACCUGGAGUGCUGAAGGUUGCCGAUUCAUGCGGACCAAAAAUACAUUCAUCUGCAUGAGCCCUAACCGCUAUAAGGAUAUAUUAGGAAACUAAUCGGCAUAGAACGUUGGACCUUAAAAGGACACAUCACAGACAUUCCCUUUAAUUAUAUCUGACUCUGGGAAAGUUGUGUGACAGCAUUCAAAGAGUGGGCAAGUCUGUCUAGUUUGGGCGCUGUAGGAAGCAGGGGUCAUUCAGGAGUCUGGGUAAGCUGUAUGACAACCCAUGUGGGUAAUAUAACGGCAAUAUUGCUCGUCACCCAGCUUUUCCAAAGACAGAUAUAACAGUAACAACGCGGGGGGUGGGGGGAGUACAACUGAACCUACUGGUCACCACAAGGGUCAGUACUGCCCUCCAAUCACUGUGCCUAACAAGCCUUUUCCAUACUCUAUUUAACCAUUUACUGCCAUGAUGCAUUAGUGGAUCCUCAUAUAAUUGUUAUUUAUCACGUACCUCUCUGCUGUUUGCUGAUCCAAGCUCGGUGCUGGAGGAUUUGGGGGUCAGUGAUGCCUGCAGUCCUCUCUCCUCCUGUUAGGCAGUAACACAGGGUAUUAAUGUAAAGCUAUACACGGGUAUAUAUAGUGACCGUAGUGGUCUCACAUUUAAACAGGGCCUGGAAUUAAAGGGGUUCUCCUAUAGUAGAGGUCUACAAGCUGUGACCUUCCAGGUGUUGCAAAACUACAACUCCCAGCAUGGCUGGACGGCCUCUCUCGGAGUAUACCCAUUUUUACAUGCCCAUAGCACCUGGCCAGUGUGGGUUCGUCCAAUAUGAGAUACAACAUGGCUACUUUCUGCCAAAAACAGCGCCACCCCUGUCCACAGGUUAGGUGUGGUAUUGCAGCAUUGCCACAUUUAUUCAGUGGAGCUGAGCUGCAAUACCGGACACAGCCUGUGGACAGGGGCGGUGCUGUUUCUGGAAGAAAGCAGCCAUGUUUUUGUUUUGUUUUUAAAAUCAUGUACAACCCCCUUAAAGGACAUGUCUUUCCUUUAAGGGGGUUGUACAUGAUCCUGUGACCAGGGGGUGCUAUUUCUGAAUAUUAGUGUCCUCAUAUAUAUGAAAGAAGGGCAUCAGGGCUCAAUCUUUCUACCCCCCUAUAACUAGAGAUAGCGUUUGUAGUGAUUUACUAAUAACUAACUUUUUGCAAUUGAACUUGGGGGGGGGGGGGGGGGGGGGGGGAGACAAGUAACCCUAGGACCCCACCUCACCCCUCUCCCUGAGGGAAAGGAAAGGUUGUGAUUGUUAUGGUUUGCACCCCUCCCCCCAUCUGCAGUAACUGCCCCUUUAAGAGCAGACAGGGGCCCCCUUCAGCUGUUGGGUCCCAUCAGCUGGCACCUCUUAUAUUGCUAAUCACAACUAAAAUUCCUUUAAUCCAGCCAUAAGCUAAACUUUACGCUCCCGGGCCAACCCCCACGUGUCACGUACCGUCUAAUAUCAGUGCGGUUGGUUUGCCCCCCCCAGACUCCGGGGCCCUGUUGUGACUACUUCUAUACCCCUUAGGCUUCAUUCACAUGGCCAUGUUUUUGGUCAGCAUUUUUGCGGAUCGGAUGCGUACCAAUUCAUUUCAAUGAGGCCGCAAAAAAAAAAAAGCGGACUGUACACCAUGUGCAGUCCACAUCCAUUCCGCGGGCCUGCAAAAAUGAUAGAACAUGUCCUAGUCACGUCCGUUUCUCAGACAAGGUUAGGCAUUAUUGCAGCGGGUCCGCAAAAAAAACUAAAAACGGAGGCAACACGGAAGUCACAUGCAUCGUAACAAUAGGACAUCUUUUUUUGCAGGACUGCUGAACGGACAUACGGAUGCGGACAGAACACGGUGUGUUUUUUUUGAGGCCCAGUUGAAAUGAAUGGGUCCGCCUCCGAUUUUUUGGGGGCCUUAAAUUUUUUUGUUUUUCCCCUAUUUCACACGAGCGUAUAGAAAUCUGCCCAUAUGACGGGUCUGGACAAUAUACCGUCCAUAUUCUCAUAGGUAAUUCAUCCAGAUUUACAUGCGGAGUUCUUCCUUCCGCCAUUUUGGAUGCCCUCCUGUAGACUGUAAUGGAUGUAGUUGGAGGCAAAUCCCCCCCAAAACUAGGACACGUUUUAUUAACAUUAGCAGCGGGUUCCGGACCACAAAAUACCCUCACGUGAAAGAGGCCUUUAUCUGAUUAUUCAGCUCUGGUGCCACGGAUUAAAGGAAAUGACCCUCUCAGCUGAUGGAUCACAACUCCCAGCAUCAACCGGCUUAGUAAAGUUGGCAUCCAGUUAAAGGGACAGUCAUCGCUCACAGAAUAAAUCUUGUGAUCGGUCAUGGAGGUGUGAUCCGUGAGCUGGCAUUGCCACAGAUGCCUGAGAUACAGGGGCUGCGAUGCCCGUUGGUGUGCCCGGAUGCCUUGGUACCUUACAGUAAACCCCUUCUAAAGUUGACUUUGGUCUUUUGUUCCAGAGAGUGCUGCUUUAACAGUGACUUGUGUAUAAUAUGUAGGUUUCCGAUCAAAAUAAAUAACGUUUCUGGUAA